AUGAAGCCCCAGGUUCUCCUACACAUCAUGCUCACAUAUGGGUUUGUGAUGCUUCUGCCUGUGCUGGGAGGCGUCAAGGACAAGACUUUUUUUCCAGUUGGAAGAAGAGCCACUGAGCAGUGCUGGGUACAGCCUCUGUUAAAGUAUUGUAAGAAGAGGUGCACUAAAUUACAGGAGUGUUUAUCUCCCAAUCAUACAUGUUGCUGGACCUUCUGUGGAAAUAUCUGCUUGGACAAUGAAGAACCUUUUAAAAGCAUGCUAAACCCCUAG
Molecule: messenger RNA, 270 nt
Organism: Nyctereutes procyonoides (raccoon dog)
Lineage: Eukaryota; Metazoa; Chordata; Mammalia; Carnivora; Canidae
Product: protein WFDC9-like
Exons: 3
Coding region: 1-270 (89 amino acids)
Source: RefSeq, a predicted model, not a curated record